Triplophysa dalaica is the source of this 2307-nucleotide messenger RNA. Its product is annotated as GRAM domain-containing protein 2A. Bases 233 to 1183 code for a protein of 316 amino acids. Lineage: Eukaryota; Metazoa; Chordata; Actinopteri; Cypriniformes; Nemacheilidae. Gene Ontology annotation, molecular function: phosphatidylinositol-4,5-bisphosphate binding. The record is from RefSeq and is a predicted model, not a curated record. Gene Ontology annotation, cellular component: organelle membrane contact site; endoplasmic reticulum membrane; extrinsic component of cytoplasmic side of plasma membrane. Gene Ontology annotation, biological process: regulation of store-operated calcium entry. The transcript has 12 exons.
CUUUGCGCCUGUGCACAGCGGAGCAACAAGUCGCAACCGGUCUGCAGAAUUUCCCGUUGCAUGAGCGCUCGGUAACCAUCGUCGUUUGUGUCCUUGAAGACCGAUUUAGUCUCGGAUGUGUGGGCUGCUUUGAUGCGACAACCACGCGCGAAUUACAGUGAGAUUUCAUGGAGAUACAGAUGAGCCGUGUUCGUCGUGAAAUGUCGGAUUGGAGUUCUCUCUGAAGAAAAUAAUGACGGCGCUCAUCGAACAGCCCGAUGACAUGGGCCUGGUGAUGCCGAUCGAGCUGACGGACCCCCAGAAAGAGGACGACCCCCAGUGCCCCGCUCACUUCAGACAGAGCCUCAUGUUACAGCUCAUAGAUGAUCUGACCUAUGAAGAUGUCAAGAAAUGCUACAGGGGUUCAACCGUCAGCAAAUACAACUCACAGUACCACAAACUCUUCUCAGCCAUCCCAAACGAGGAGAUUCUCAUGAAGGUAUAUUCCUGUGCUCUUCUGCGGGAUAUCUUGCUCCAGGGAAGACUUUACAUCUCGAGAAACUGGCUGUGUUUCUAUGCCAACCUGUUCGGGAAAGACAUCAAGGUGGCCAUACCGGUGGUCUCUGUGAGCUUGGUCAAAAAACACAAGACAGCCGGACUGGUUCCCAACGGCCUCGCCAUCACCACAGACACCAGUCAGAAGUAUGUGUUUGUGUCUCUGCUGUCACGGGACAGUGUGUAUGAUGUGCUCAGAAGAAUCUGCACACACUUAGAGGUGAAUGGAAAAAAGAGCUUGAGUCUGAAGGAGUUUCUGGAGGAGCCCGGCUCUCUGUCAACGGAUGAGUUUCCAGUUACCACUGACUUCACACCGGUGUUGAAAUGGCGCAGGAAGUCGUCAGCACCGUCAGUGUCGUCCUCUCUACCGGACCUGCUGGGAAACUCCACCAGCAGUUUGAGUGCAGGAGACGCCACGUACACGGCAGAGACCCCACUCGAGGAGAGACGUCUGGAGGCUGAGAAGAUUCUACUGUCUGAACCGGUGCAGGAACUCGGUCAGAUGGAAUAUCAUCUACUGAAGUUCUUCAUACUGCUCAUCAUUCUGCUGAUCAUUUCUUCAUGUUAUCUGGCGUUCCGCGUGUGCAGUCUGGAACAACAGCUCUCAUUCCUCAACACACAACCUUCAAUGUCCAUGAGAGACAGGUAACCCUUGUUCACACCUGUGCCAGCAGUGCAGAUAGCAUACAGCCGUCGCAGGAGAUCAGCGAUAAAUCCGCUCGAUGUGGGACAGCAGUAGUGAAGUACAGUAGUGUUUAGCUAUUCAGCCAGCGGAGGGCGAGACGGAGCGCCCCGAGCGUUUCUGUCCCGCCUGCACUUCUGUGAGGAUUCCCAACAGCGGGAACAUUAGCCAUAGGCUAACACACCUAACACACGUGUGUGGAGGACGUAUCCAGAACACAGGACAAUAUCUGCCGGGGUCGGACUAGACUUUCAUGUUACGAUCAAGGUUGUGAAACCCUCUGAUGUUAUCCGACCCUGAUGUCGAGAGACUGUAGAUGUCUGGAUAUCUAUAUUUUUAACUCACUGUUUGUGUUUGUCCAUCAAUGUUUUGUUAACAUUUAACAUAACCAAGCUGGAGUGUGUACAGUUACCAGUGUUUCCUACACUGCAAAGGAUCUUAAACUUGUUUUCAAGAGAAUGUGUCUUGAAUUGAGUUCAAAACAUUACACAUUUAAUUUAAGUUCCAGCAUUUUACAAGCAAAUUUAACAAGUACUCAAAUUUAAUAUAUUUUUUGCAGCUUUCAAGGAAGUCAAUAAUGUUCAAUACACAUUUUAUCCUUAAAAUAAUUUCAAAGCAUUUCCAAAACUUCCGAAAUAAUCUCACAGUUGUACACAAAUCGUGACGGUGUAUCAACGGAGGAGUUUCAGGUCAAAGUAAAGCUGAAAAUAAAGAUGAGCAUCACUUCUGAUGGAGUCUCUCGAUGAAUGUUACAGACAGACGGCGGGUGGUGCAGUUUCUCUAUUAUCUAAAUGUAUGUGUUGUAUCAAAAUGCAUUAUAGGUGGAGUCCGCAGGUUGUACUUGAAAUAUUCGCUUGCACGUCAGGCAUGCAAACACAUGCUAGAGGAUGUGGGAGAUCGAUAUUUAAUACAGUGAUUGAAUUGUUAGGUUGUGAUGUACGUGAGAUGACGUGUGUACUGCUGAUGUUUUGUACAGAUGGAACGUUGUCAUGCAUGUGAUUUUGGCCACGCUGUAAGAAAGUCAAAAUUGUUUUGUAAUUAUCUGACACAACACAGGUAGAGAGUAAAAUCUAAUAAAUACUUUCACCAGA